UUUACGGUAUUACAAUCUCCCACUUCCAGUAUUACAGCUACAAAGGAUUUGGCGAGCAUAUGCGAGAUGUCUUAUCAUAUAGCCAGGCUGUACGUAUUGGCGAUCGUAUCGCCGGAGGUUGGAAUCCAGAAACUAGCGACGUUCACGUGGACUUAGCGAAAGAAGUCCACCAAGUAUUUUCCAAUGUAGAGCUAGCGUUGAAAUAUGCAAGUGGCAACGAAUGGUCCCAUAAUCUUCAGAAGUGGAUGCCAGAUCAUAAGCCUGUACUGACAUGUGUAGAAGUGAAAGGGCAGGCUUUGGAGGGGAUGAGAAUUGAGAUCGAGGCGUUUGCACACGAUAUUUGA
Penicillium cosmopolitanum is the source of this 344-nucleotide messenger RNA. RefSeq lists its product as uncharacterized. The transcript has 3 exons. NCBI's taxonomy places the organism in Eukaryota, Fungi, Ascomycota, Eurotiomycetes, Eurotiales, Aspergillaceae. The record is from RefSeq and is a predicted model, not a curated record. The coding region runs from base 60 to 344 and encodes 94 amino acids.